UUCUUUUUUUUUUUUUUAUCAACGACACUUAACAUGAGUUUCUUUCCAACUGCUCAACGUCCUAGUCAUUUGGUGGAAUUCAAUGCUGGAAAGUGUAUUCGUGAAAACAAUACUCUUAAGCCUGACUUGCGAAAAGGUGUUAUAUAUAUGGAUCAGAGUGACGAUCAAUUGAUGCACUUUUAUUGGAAGGAACGUAAAGCAUCUGAACCUGAAGAAGACUUGAUUAUCUUUCCUGACGAAGCUGAAAUGGUCCGAGUACAAGAAUGCACCACUGGACGCGUUUAUCUUUUGAAAUUUAAAUCGUCCAAUCAAAAAUUAUUCUUCUGGAUGCAAAGCAAAAAUGACGAAAAGGAUGAAGAAAUGGUUAACAAAGUGAAUCGACUUAUCAAUGAUCCUCAAAGUGUCAUUGAAGAAGGUAGAUCUUCUGGUCGUAUGGACUUUUCAAAUGAUUCUCAAGAUUUGAUGCAAAUCUUAGGUGAUAGUGGUCAAGAUAUUGGCAUGUCUCAAGAAAAUCUUAUGCAAUUCCUUCAAGCAGCUGGUGGAUUUGGUGGAACUGUACCAACAACUACACGUCUUGGCGGGGAUGGACCUAUUGACAGUUCAAUGGAAGUAGAUGAAGGUCAUGAACAACGUGAAGACGCCUGUCUUUCCUCAACUCAAGUGGAAUCUAUCAAAAAUAUACUUGCUGAUAUCACAGUGGAAGAUACAAGUGAUAUAAGUCCAAUUGAUCUUGCUGAAGAUGUAGUAUCUGUUAAUGCUUUGACACCUUUGUUACAAGAUGAUGCUUUACGACAAGCUUUAUUCCCUGAUGUACCUUCAACAACAACAACAAAUCCAUCCCAAUCUGAAUUGACUGAACUGGUUCAAAGUACAAAUUUCCAAUCAUCUCUGCAAAAACUGAACAAAGCUCUUCAAACCAAUGCGUUGGAUUCCAUUUUGACUUUUCUAGGAUUGGAUUCUCUAUCAAAUGUAAAUACCUUUUUGAAAUCCAUGGAAGAACAAGCUGAAAUUAGACAUCGACAACGCCAAGCCGAACGACAUGAUCCUAUGGAACACUAGAAUAAUUCCCAUCUAGCCUUUGAUUUUUCUUUUAUUGUUUUUAGUUCGUUUACUUGUAAAAUACUUUUUUUUUUUUAAUCCCAUUCUAUAUCAAUAAACGCCUUUUUUUU
Molecule: messenger RNA, 1169 nt
Organism: Halteromyces radiatus
Lineage: Eukaryota; Fungi; Mucoromycota; Mucoromycetes; Mucorales; Cunninghamellaceae
Product: proteasome complex subunit Rpn13 ubiquitin receptor-domain-containing protein
Exons: 7
Coding region: 34-1059 (341 amino acids)
Biological process (GO): ubiquitin-dependent protein catabolic process
Cellular component (GO): cytoplasm; nucleus; proteasome regulatory particle, lid subcomplex
Molecular function (GO): endopeptidase activator activity; ubiquitin binding; proteasome binding
Source: RefSeq, a predicted model, not a curated record